UUUAUUUAAACUUCCGCGUUCCAAAGUAAAAUAUUCACCUAUUUAUUACAAGGCUGGGAUGGAGGUCCCAGGGAAAUUAGAUCUAGGAGCUCUAAGUGCCGAAAACUUAACAUUAGUAUGUCUCCCGUGUGAUAAUGAUGGUUUGAAGGAACCAGCUUAUGGCUUCUGCCAGGACUGCCAAGAGCACCUAUGUGAAACAUGCUUUAAACAUCACAGACGGCCACGCCCAAUGAGAAAUCAUGUCCUUAUUGACAAAGAAUUCAUGCCAAAGACUCAGGUAAAUGCACCUACAGCAUCUGAGGAUACGGCCGACUUUUGCAAGAAACACCAAGACAAACCACUAGAAUUCUAUUGUAGGGAUCACACAUCUGUGGCUUGUUAUGUGUGCGUUACACUAGAACAUAAGCAGUGUAGGGUGGACUAUAUUCCUGAUGUUUCUGGAAACUUGUCUGACGAGAUGACUGUUAUAUUGGAACAAAUGGAAUCGUUGAUUACAAAAUGUAAAUCAAACAUAGAAUAUGUUAGCAAAGCUGCGCAAAAUCUAGACCUUAGUCAUGCUAAAGUUGUUGAAGAUAUCAAAGUCUUCAGGAAAGAAAUAAAUGAAUGUUUGGACAGAAUCGGAACAAGCAUAUUAAAAGAAGCUGACACAAUUGUAAAAAUUGCAAAAUGUAAACAGGAAACCGUAAAAGCUGCUUGCUUAGAGAUAAAUGAAGAGCUUGAAUGUUCACGUUCGUUGUUAAGUUCAUUAAAAGAACAGAACAAGCAAAAUAAGUUUUUUAUUGAAAUGAAAAACGCUGAAAAAUGUCUUCCAAUACUGACAGAUAAGGAAAAGAACGUAUUGCAUGCAAAUACAGCAAACGAUUGUAUUCAAUUUACCUGUAACGCAAGCAUUAUAGAUUUUCUGAAGACUGAGAAAAGUUAUGGAACAUUGUCAACAUUUGUACAGCCGUGCCAAGAUAGAGCAAUAGAAUUACAAUAUAUAGAAACAAUAGACAUGAAACUGAAUUCAGAGAAAGAAAAAAGUAACAUUACUGGUCUGGUAAUGAUUGCUCCUACGAAAAUGGUUGUUUCUGAUAACAGUAACGAAAAAAAUAUAAAACUAAUUGACGUUGAGAAAAAAGAGGUUGUAACAGAGGUAAAGAUGUCUUCAAUGCCACUUGAUGUUAUAACUUUUCCAGAAAAAAAGCUUGCUGUAACUUUAAAAGGUGAAACGUUUGUUCAGAUAUUGUCUUAUUCUGACGCGAAACUUUCAUUAGAUCAACGUAUAGAUGUACGAGAAAAGUGUAAUGGUGUUGCUUAUAGCCAGGAUAAAUUGGUUGUCACUUGCCAAAUAUCAAAGAAAAUAAUCAUUAUCAAUCUUGAAGGAGAUAUUCUCAAUGUUCUUGGUUCUCCUGCUAUAUUCUAUGGGCCUAUGAGAGUUUUUAUCAGCAAGGAUGAAACGUUCAUAUAUGUAUCGGAUAGAGAUUGGAGACAAAAUAGCAAGUUUUUGAAAAUUGAUUGGAAAGGAAAUUGUUAAAACCG
This is a messenger RNA of Ruditapes philippinarum (Manila clam), 1521 nucleotides long. RefSeq lists its product as uncharacterized. The record is from RefSeq and is a predicted model, not a curated record. The transcript is spliced from 2 exons. Gene Ontology annotation, molecular function: protein binding; zinc ion binding. Lineage: Eukaryota; Metazoa; Mollusca; Bivalvia; Venerida; Veneridae. Bases 59 to 1516 code for a protein of 485 amino acids.